AUGUCAAAUAAUUAUCACUCCCAUAAUAAAAGACCUAUAUCUAACAACUUCGUUGAUAAAAUUUCAUCAAGAGAAACAAGUUUGAUAUUAUCGGAUGAAUUUUCCGGAUUAGAAAGAAUUUGUUUAACUGCUAAUGGAAAUUUACAAAGAAUUUUAAGAUAUGAAAGAGAAGUUGCUCUCGUUUGUGAAAACAAAGUAGUUUGUAAUGCAUUUAGUGAUGUUAUAGUUCGUGAUGAUAAAAUUUUAAAUUUAAUUGAAAAUGAAGGUGUUGGUCUUGGUCAACUGUUCAGUUACUUUGAUAAAGUCCCAUUAUUCCGAUUAUUACAAGUAGGUCGUAAUGAUCAAAAUUGGUGGCGUGUGUAUAAUUUAGAAAUUAUAGGUGUAGAAUGUGAGAUUAAAGAAGUUGUUUUAGCUGCCUACUUACAAAUGGAACUUUUAAUGUAUGCAGAAGAAGUAAUGGUUCGCUCGACUUCGCAUAUAUAUUAUCAAUUAAUUCUUCGUCAAGAAAUUGCUUUCUUUGAAUCUGCACCAUUAGGACAAAUUACAAAUUGGAUGCAA
Diversispora eburnea is the source of this 558-nucleotide messenger RNA. The record is from the annotation of a GenBank genome assembly. NCBI's taxonomy places the organism in Eukaryota, Fungi, Glomeromycota, Glomeromycetes, Diversisporales, Diversisporaceae.